AUGACAGGACACGUGUCACACUUUUCAGACCAGCUGAAGUUUGGUAACGCCUCCAUCAUCAUCAGAAACACCAAGGUGGCCGACAGUGGAGACUACACCUGUGAUUUUCCAUUUCAUCAACCAGACAGAGAAACAUUUAACGUCACCCUCGUUGUUGGUGCAGCUCCGAAGCCGUUUGUUGGGAUCCUGAACAUCAGCGAGGUCGGGGUGCAGCUGAAGUGUGAGGUCAGAGGUGCUUCUCCAACGCUGAGAGUAGAGUGGAGAGACAGCGAUGGGAACAUCCUUCCUGCUGAGGAGCCACAGGUGUCACACACAGGAGAGCGCUAUGACAUCACCCUCCUCACCACGGUGACCAGGACAAACAGCAACCUCUUCCACUGUGUAGCCACACAGGAGGAGAUGGGCCACCGAGCUGCUGACGAGAUCUUUGUUCCAGACCAGCUGUUUGAGUCGUGCGGUGGAGACAGAGCGCUCAUAAUUUCAUUUGUUUGUGGAAUUCUCUCUGCGGUCGUGCUGAUAGCUGUGUAUAUGUGUUUCCUCUACUUUACUGUGUAA
Oreochromis aureus is the source of this 555-nucleotide messenger RNA. RefSeq names its product butyrophilin subfamily 2 member A1-like. The record is from RefSeq and is a predicted model, not a curated record. Lineage: Eukaryota; Metazoa; Chordata; Actinopteri; Cichliformes; Cichlidae. The transcript is spliced from 4 exons. The coding region runs from base 1 to 555 and encodes 184 amino acids.